This is a messenger RNA of Galleria mellonella (greater wax moth), 1536 nucleotides long. Its product is annotated as tubulin alpha chain-like. The coding region runs from base 95 to 1402 and encodes 435 amino acids. The record is from RefSeq and is a predicted model, not a curated record. The transcript is spliced from 5 exons. Gene Ontology annotation, cellular component: microtubule; cytoplasm. Lineage: Eukaryota; Metazoa; Arthropoda; Insecta; Lepidoptera; Pyralidae. Gene Ontology annotation, molecular function: structural constituent of cytoskeleton; GTP binding. Gene Ontology annotation, biological process: microtubule cytoskeleton organization; mitotic cell cycle.
UACAUUUUUUGAUAAAUCAUGUAGUUUAGUUAUAGAUAAAAGCAAAAAAUAUGUUUACAAUGUUUUAAAUUAUCCGUAAUAUUUCAAUCAUUUAAUGGCUAUUAAGGAAGUGAUCCACAUCCAUAUCGGGCAAGCAGGAGUGCAAAUAGCUAACGCGUGUUGGGAACUAUACUGCCUAGAGCAUGGCGCGCGACCUGAUGGUAUGCUCGCCUUCUCCAACGAUGACGGCAGCACUGGUGCAUUUUUCAGCAGUACAGGCGCUGGGAAAGUCGUCCCGAGGGUUGUGAUGAUUGAUUUGGAGCCAACCCCUAUAGACGAAAUAAGCACAGGCACAUACCGAGAACUGUUCCAUCCAACCUCUUUGCUAACUGGCAAGGAAGAUGCGGCCAGUAACUUCGCCCGAGGUUACUUUGGGGUGGGCCGAGAAAUGAUCGAUUUAGCCCUCAACCGCAUCAGAAUCGCUGCUGAAGACUGUAGCUGCCUCCAGGGAUUCAUAAUCUUUCGAUCUUUUGGCGGUGGAACUGGCUCGGGCUUUACCGCCCUCCUUUUGGAAGGCCUUGCGAAUGACUAUGGGAAAUUAUCCAAAAUAGAAUUUGCAAUAUACCCCGCGCCAAAAAUAUCACCCAUCAUCGUUGAACCAUACAAUGCCGUACUAACUACACAUGCUUGUAUGAAUACAGAAGACAUUUGCUUUAUAUUUGACAAUGAAGCCCUUUACGAUAUCUUAGCUAGGAUGCUGGACGUUCCAAGGCCAACCUACACUAAUUUGAACAGACUCAUUGCUCAGGUAGUAUCAUGUAUGACAGCGUCUCUUAGAUUCGAAGGUUCGUUAAACGUGGAAUUGGUCGAAUUCAGAACAAACUUGAUACCGUACCCGAGGAUUCACUUUCCGCUCGUGACCUUUUCUCCGUUCGUACCUCCGACCCGAGCGUUUCAUGAGACGUUAACAACUCAGCAACUGAUGAUGUCCUGCUUCGAACCAUCGAAUCAGAUGAUCAAGUGUGACCCGAGACAAGGGAGUUACAUGUCCUGCUGUCUGCUGUUCCGAGGGGACAUCAAUCAGAAUGACAUAAACAGUGCCAUUACCCAAAUUAAAAGUAUGAGAUCUAUAAAGUUUGUGUCCUGGUCACCUACUGGAUUUAAGAUUGGCGUAAACUAUCAGCCACCGACGACAGUACCAGGUGGUGACUUAGCCGCCUUACAGCGCUCUGUUGUUAUGGUUUCGAACAACUCGGCAGUGAGAGGCGCAUGGGAGAGUCUUUGCAAAAAAUUCUCUCUAAUGUACGCAAAACGCGCAUUCGUCCAUCAUUACGUCGGCGAAGGUUUAGAAGAAGGCGAAUUUAAGAAUGCACUUCAAAACAUAAAAGCUUUGUCGAACGAUUACAAAGAGAUGGAAGACUAAAUUUAAGUGAUAAUCAAUUUUGUGAAGUUACAUUAUUUUCACUACAAUUUGAAUUUAUCUAGCGAAUUAUUCAUUUUUAACUUAGAUAACGUGCAUGGAAUAAAUGUUUAUAGCAACGAAAUAUUAUUUUUGUA